This is a messenger RNA of Strongylus vulgaris, 453 nucleotides long. Lineage: Eukaryota; Metazoa; Nematoda; Chromadorea; Rhabditida; Strongylidae. The record is from the annotation of a GenBank genome assembly.
AUGAUUCGUGCACGAGAAUCACCACCAAAAGGACUUGUGGAAAAGCGCCGUGCGCAAUUCACACAAGUCGAACAUUCCACAUCAGCUGAUGAGACUUUGCGAGCUCCACGCUCUCGUUCAGUGCCCAUUUCAGCCGUGCUGCUGAACGCGCAAAGACCGCAAUCGCGUCCCACCCGGGAUGAAGUACACGAAUGUGGUGAGGCGACGACGACUAUGGAACGAUUGAGCGAUGGUGACUCAAGAAUGGUCAGAGUUAUCAGAGAAAUCGGUAGAGAACGGGGACGUCAUCUCACACAACCUCUAUCGAAUGCAGCCGUUAGGGCUGCAUCCCAUUCACUCAGCCGCGGCUUUCCCAUCGUUACAGUGAAUGUGACGGAUCCAAAAUCGUCUAGGAGGCGAACUGUCAGUGACAUCCCACAACCGGUAAUUAUUGAGGUAAGUCGCACAACAUGA